CCAGGCGACGGCGCAGAAGAGAAGGAACCUCCGACAGAAAUGUCUUCGCUACCGGACGGAAAGAAGCUCGUCCGAAGUCCUAGCGGUCUUCGAAUGGUGCCAGAAAACGGUGCCUUUAACAGCCCUUUCUCUCUAGUAGAGCCACAGUGGGUCCCGGAUAAAGAGUGUCCAAGAUGUAUGCAGUGUGACACUAAGUUCGACUUCAUCAGAAGAAAGCACCACUGCCGGCGGUGCGGCCGCUGCUUCUGUGAUAAGUGCUGCAGUAAGAAGGUGGCGCUGCCCCGCAUGUGCUUCGUAGACCCGGUGAGACAGUGUGCUGAGUGCAGCCUGGCCUCGCAGAAGGAGAUGGAGUUUUACGAGAAGCAGCUCAAGGUGCUUCUGGGAGGCGGCACCUUCGUUGUCACUUUGGGGACGUCAGAGAAGACUGAGACCACGACGUGCCGUCUCUCCAACAACCACAGGUACCUGUUCCUGGACGGGGAGAGUCACUUCGAGGUGGAGCUGUCUCGGAUCUCCAGCAUGCAGAUUUUGACCGACGGCACGAGUCCAGGAGAGAAUGACAUUCACACUUACACCAGUCUGCUGGACAGUCCCUUCAUCUCUGAAGGAGGGACGUCGCGAGCCAGCGGCAUGCUGCUCCACUACAAGCCCAUGGGCUCUCAGGACGUGCAGCAGCUGCGCAUGGAGGCUGCAGACGACAAGAAGGUGGCCUCGCUGUGGCUGGCUGCAAUGCACAAGGCAGCCAAACUGCUGUAUGAAGCCCGGGACCAGUGACCGGCGGGCCGGACCCCGGGCCCCGGGCCCCGGACCAGCACCCCGCACACACACCCAAGUGUUCUGACCCGCGCCAGCGGGCCUCGGUAUCGUUUGGAUUUUAUUAACAGCCGUAAAGAUUCUGCUUUUCCGUCUGAGUCCUCGUUGAUUCUUGAGACCAGUUCUUGUCAUAGAAGCGUUUAUAUGAAAACACUUUAUUACCUCAAUAACCAUUACUUUGUACAUAGUGUUCACCACAAGUAGGUUGGUCUUUUCUUAUUUUACAUGGCUUAUUUUUUACCUUCUUUGAUUUAAAGAGCAAAUGGUUCCACAUAAGAAUGUAACACAACAAUAAAAAAAAAAGUUUGUUGACACGGGAUACUUUAACUUCAAGCCCUAAGUUUUGUCAUAUAAAAAAAACUAAAAGUUUGAAGUUAACUCCAGAUUGCACCUUUCAUAACAUUUAACACAUAAUCCAAGAAAAAUAAGAUACUUUUUAUAUGCUGCUCUUUACUUCUGUUUUUGUGUCAACAAAGAUUUUAUUUCAGUUUGGAGGCGACGAACCAAGUAGAGACGCAACCCAGAUCUUCCCCCCUGAACUCUGCAGGACAGAUAGCUUUUAAAACAAACAGAAAUGA
This is a messenger RNA of Cololabis saira (Pacific saury), 1391 nucleotides long. RefSeq names its product zinc finger, FYVE domain containing 21 (gene zfyve21). The transcript has 8 exons. Bases 40 to 774 code for a protein of 244 amino acids. Gene Ontology annotation, molecular function: metal ion binding. Lineage: Eukaryota; Metazoa; Chordata; Actinopteri; Beloniformes; Belonidae. The record is from RefSeq and is a predicted model, not a curated record.